Halichondria panicea is the source of this 1333-nucleotide messenger RNA. RefSeq lists its product as uncharacterized. Lineage: Eukaryota; Metazoa; Porifera; Demospongiae; Suberitida; Halichondriidae. The transcript is spliced from 4 exons. Bases 273 to 641 code for a protein of 122 amino acids. The record is from RefSeq and is a predicted model, not a curated record.
CGGAAAAUAUUACGAUAGAAACUAUUGUAUCACAAAACACCACACGACAGCAAAGUGAUGAAGUCAUAGCAAUGCAAGACAACUCUCUGCAGUAUUUGGCCGAAUAUAUGGUUGGAAAAUUUCCGUAUCGUGUGCUUGUGCUGCCAAGACAAGGUUCACAGAGGUCACUAGUAGAGCACAUCCAAUGGACACUACUAUAGACGAACCUUCACCCAAAGAUCCUACAAUGGAUACGGUAUUAUUGUCCGACACAAGGAGACCAAUUGUCAACGAUGUCAUUGCAAGUACUGCAGGUGAACAGUCCUGACCGUGUCUGGAUACAACAGCUGGCUGAGUACCCAGAGCAUGACCUGGAGGAGCUAUCAGUUGCCAUGACCACCAGUGACUCCAACACUAUGAGCAGAGGCGAGUUGAUGGUUGGACUGUAUUAUGCUGUGCUUGUGAGUGUUGGAGGCACUCAAGAGAGAGAAGAGGAUGGCUUCUACAGGAGAGCUAGAGUGACAGAGGUCAAUCGACCACACUACAUUGGACAGGCUACACUGGAGCUGAUAGAUUGUGGCUCAACGAUGCACAGUGUGUCACUCCUCUACAAGCUCCCCCACGGACUGAGAGUGGGCGUGGUCCCUCCCCACGGCUAUUGACGGCCUCUACUCAACAUUCAAUCACGGAGAGGAAUGGUUCCCACUGGACAAACAGCUACUAUGGAAACACCUACGACACAAAAUGGUGUUUGCCAAGGUUACCAGGAAACCAUCCGGGCUACAAGUUGGUGUCGUCGAUAUCUACUAUGAUCGUGUUGGCAAGAACAGAGUAACUAACCUGCUCCUCACUAAAGGAAGAACUAUACCUCAGCUCCACCUCUCUGCUAGCUAAGACCACACCCACACCUCAAACCACCCCCUCACAAGCAGUAACCACUCCCCCACGAUCAUUACUAUCUCGGCUCAGUUACCUACUAAAGAAAUCAAAACAAUUCAUGACCCUCAAAACAGAAACUAUUUGUGCACUAAAGAGACAUCAUCAAUGUCAGCUGUACUAGCACCGACAAACUUGUUUAAUGGUGUCAAAGUGUCUACUUGUGAGAAAGGAGAUUGUAAGGAAGCUGCCAAUUUCUGGUAUCAAGAUGCCCCUCUGGAGAGAGCCUCGUUAAGCGGGAAGGACUCCUGGUGUAACGAGUCUGAUGAGUGCUGUCAUAGCGACCCACGUCGUCUGAGCAGCAAGUCCCUAGUGUUGACAAGUGAUUAUCAUUUGAAAACUGAAGAUGAUGACUGGACUAGCUAUUAUAGCCUAACUGCAAUUAUUAUCUGUACUGUAUAUAUGACUGUGAAGAAGU